AUGCCCCCCAAAAUCCGGGGGGGGAAAUGUACCACAUCCGGGAGGGGCUCCAAAGGCAUCCCAGGGUGCUCUGAGGAGGAAAGAGCCAGCCUGUGCCGGGAAGGCAGCCGGAGCUUGAGGGGGAGCUCUGAGCUGGUGGUCCCUGAGCAGCGUCCAAGCAGGGAGAAGCCCUUCAGAUGCUUGGAAUGUGGGAAGAACUUCAGCAGGAGCACCACCCUCCUCACUCACCAGCACAUCCACACUGGGGAACGACCCUACCCGUGUGGGGAAUGUGGGAAGAGCUUCAGGCAAAGCUCGAACCUUAUCCAACACCAGCGCAUCCACCACACUGGGGAAUGGCCCUACACAUGUAGGGAAUGUGGGAAGGGCUUCAGUGACAGGUCCGCUCAACGCACCCACCAGCGAAUUCACACUGGGGAACGUCCCUACAAGUGUGGGGAAUGUGGGAAGAGCUUCAACCAAAGCUCCAACUUCCUCAGCCACCAGCGCAUCCACACGGGAGAACGUCCCUACACGUGUGGGGAAUGUGGGAAGAGUUUCAGGCACAGCUCCACCCUCCACUUCCACCAGCACAUCCACACUGGGGAACAGCCCUACACAUGUGGGGAAUGUGGGAAGAGCUUCAGGCACAGCUCACACCUUCUCAGCCACCAGCGCAUCCACACUGGGGAGCGGCCCUACACGUGUGGGGAAUGUGGGAAGAGCUUCAAGGACAGCUCCAAUCUUCACACCCACCAACGCUUUCACACUGGGGAACAGCCCUACACGUGUGGGAAAUGUGGGAAGAGGUUUCAGACCAGCUCAGAUCUCCUCAGGCAUGAGCGGACGCACAUGGAUGAGAGACCCUUCUGCUGCACCGACUGCGGGAAAGGUUUCAACCAGAACUCCAUCCUCAUCAGGCAUCGGCGCAUCCACACCAGGGAGAGGCCCUACAAGUGUGGGGAGUGUGGGAAGAGCUUCACCCACAACUCUACCUUGACCAAACACCAACGGACCCACCGGUAAGGGAAGCCCUGUGAGUGCCCCGACUGCGGGAAGAGCUUCGGCCGUAGGACUGACGCGCAAAAAAGGUUUCAAAAGGUCUUCAUGAUUUUGAGUAUCUGCACUCCACCAUCAGUUUAUUCUUUUGAAUAUGUGUAAGUUUAACCUCAUUUUAGUCUGAAAGCCAAAUUCACCACUACCCCGUUCCCUGAUAACCGUGGGCUGGUUCUGACAAGUGAGGCAGAAAUUACCCCCUGCCCAGCAAAAACCAGUGGGGCCAGCCAGUGGUCCCUGCCCUGGCAGCCCAGUUUCCCCAGUCUCAUCUCAAAAUGACCAGUUACACUGAAGCAAAGAGCACUGGAACCAGUGCAACAAGCCCCAGUCUGACUUUCACACCUGCCCACGUGUCCUGUUUUCUGCUGCUCUACAGACUUCCUUCUUUAAAAUACAGUGGAAAAAUGAACAGGUUUUGGGGUUGUUUUGGUUUUGGGCUUGAGUUUUUUUCCCCUCCCUACUGUUCUCAUUAACCUCAUUUCAAAUCUAUUUUGUUGUUUGAAGAUUAAUUAAAAUUUUGAAUGAUUUUUAAUGUUAAUGCCUUGACCAAAGUAUCAAAACAUGAAAAAUAAAAAGAAAAAACCAUACCACAAAGCUGUCCAUUAUUGUCACAAUCAAACACUCAGAAGUACUAACAUAAGCACAGUGAAAAACCCAUAAA
Messenger RNA from Chiroxiphia lanceolata (lance-tailed manakin), 1696 nucleotides. Its product is annotated as zinc finger protein 239-like. Gene Ontology annotation, molecular function: RNA polymerase II cis-regulatory region sequence-specific DNA binding; DNA-binding transcription factor activity. Gene Ontology annotation, biological process: regulation of transcription by RNA polymerase II. The transcript is spliced from 2 exons. The record is from RefSeq and is a predicted model, not a curated record. Bases 1 to 1005 code for a protein of 334 amino acids. Lineage: Eukaryota; Metazoa; Chordata; Aves; Passeriformes; Pipridae.